UCCUAAUGGGACUUUCUUAGUUUGUUCACGUCUGUAUGCGUUUAAAUAGAUGUAAAUACAUUAUACAAAUAGAUCUUUGAGAAUUAACUAAAUGUCCUUCAUAUGUGUUAUUAUUUAUUAAUUUUCUAUGGAGGUAAAGAAUUAGAGGAAACACUAAUCCUCUCUACUCGAAAAUUCCACAGGACGGUUUUCGAUAUGUUGUUGCAAAUUUCAAUGAGUAAGCAGGUUUAAUAUUUAAUCUACGAUUUGAGGGUCACUGUGCACUCUGCUGCUCGAGCUGACCUACUUUCGUUCGUGUAAGAAGGUUUGCUCGCGCACGGGGACAUUUCGGCUGAUUUUUAAUUGUCAGUGACUAAAAAACAAAGUCAGAAACGCAAUCUUUUUUAUUCUUGAUUUUAUUUUUAUUCUUAUUUUAGCCUCAAGAAUCGUCCCUCAAAUUUUGUUACACCUGUAGCCGAACACGUUCUAUAUACAAGGUGUCCCUCGUAAUGCGAUUCAUUUUGCAUACGUUCUUACCAUUUGCGGCCAUGUAGCAAGAAAUGUUUUAAACCGUACUUUAAUAGUAUUGAGUGUACUACAGAUAACGAUAAAAGACUUCCGAUUGCCGCAAAUUAGUUUUCGCAUUAUGCGCAACAAUAUCUGGUUGCUAUCCGUCCGGAUUUUUCCGGAUUUGUUCUAGUUUUUAUGAAUAUUGCUCACUCGCUGACCAAACGGUCAGCCUUCAUCGAUCAUCCGUAUUAUCAUGCUAUAUGUGCGUUGCAUGCAGUGAUCUGUCAUGCGUCAGACGCAUCUAUACUAAUAUAUCGGGUAGCAAUGCAUUUGUUUUUUCUAGGAACGAUUUUUAAGUGUUGUGUUCGUAUCAGAUGCAUUAGGUGCAAUCUAAAUGCGAACACACCGCUAUCCGUCUACAAUUUAUAAUUUACAGAAAUUUGUAUCGUGGAUAUCUAACCUAAAAAACAUGUAGCUAGAGUUUUUAGAUUUCAGGCGGAGAAGUCCGGGAUUUUAAUGCUCUUUAUCUCAGAUUACUAAUUUUAUGAAUGGCAAACUUACUUAAUAGUGGCAUCAGUUCGGUCAGCUUUUGAUUGAUUAGUCAUUUUCAAGAUAUGUUAUUAUAACUUCCGUUAGGAUAUUUUAUAUUUUAUUUAAUUAUUUUACGUGGGACACCCUAUAAAUACAGGGUGACUGAAUAUCGCUAUUGCACCGUGGGCUAUUUGACGGCCAACAAUGACGAUUACUAUAGUGGAGACAGUUGUAUUAGUAAUUGUAUUUUGUAUAGUAGUUGCAUUAGUAAUUUGUAUAGGUGUAAUUUAACGUAUAGAUAAAAGUUAUUUUAAACGAUUAAUUGCUUAUUAUUGAUUCUACCGCUACGAUGUAACGAAAUUUGAUACCGCGAUAGUAUGGAUAAUUUUAAUAACGUCGCGAUUUAAACGAUUAUCGUGUUAAUUUAUAAAAAAAACUAGGUGAAAAGAAAAAUUACUGGUACGAGUAAGUCAGUAAGUAUAACGAUUGAUCGAUAAGUUAUCUAUAAUUUGAUAAAGAAGCCGAGCGGAAAUUUGAUGCUUAGCGACCUCAUAAGACCAUGCAGUCUUUGUGAAGAUACUCGAUACUAUAGCUUAUUCUUGCAAAAAUGCAUAUGUCAUUUCAUCUCGGUGCAAAUGAAGUUAUUCUGUUUGAUGAAUGGCACGCGAUAGAUGGACAAGGUAUUGGAUGGUCGAUGGUUGGUAUUAUUCUUUUGACGUCUAUAUAUGAAGGAUUAAAAAGCUAUCGUGAUCAUUUGUUCAUCAAUACAGCACGGUUAUGGAAAAUGAAAGAUAGGACAUCUAGGACGUCAUUCCUGUUUUCGAAAAUACACUUCCUCCAGACAAUUAUCCACGUUAUUCAGUUGAUCAUAGGAUAUUGCCUUAUGCUAAUUUUCAUGACGUACAACAUUUGGCUUUGCCUCGCUGUGGCGUUAGGUGCAGGUCUUGGUUAUUGGCUGUUCGCUUGGGAAAAGUCCAGUGGUGAUAAUAUUGAUUGCUGCUUGUAAAUCUUAUAACAGUAUUUCGAAAUGAUAUAAUUAAUCCCGUAUUAUCGGGCUCUUAAAGCACUCAUAUAGAAUUAAAAUUAUAAUGUAAAUAAUUUGCACAUCAUUUAUGAUCUUGAAUUUAUGAAAAUAGUCCUACAUAUUUAUUUAUAAAGCGUCAAUCUUGUUUCAGAAGCAUUUGAAACAGUACUUUGACAGAAAAUAUUUUUUAGAUGGAAAUAAAUGUAACUUUUUGGUAUAUAAUAGUGUUAUAAUAACACUAAUAUAUAGACAGAAUUAUUAUGUAUGUAUUAUCGUCAAAGAUUUAAAUAUAAAUAGAAAAAACCUAUAAA
Bombus pyrosoma is the source of this 2355-nucleotide messenger RNA. Its product is annotated as high affinity copper uptake protein 1-like. The record is from RefSeq and is a predicted model, not a curated record. Gene Ontology annotation, cellular component: membrane. Gene Ontology annotation, biological process: copper ion transmembrane transport. NCBI's taxonomy places the organism in Eukaryota, Metazoa, Arthropoda, Insecta, Hymenoptera, Apidae. Bases 1628 to 2026 code for a protein of 132 amino acids. The transcript is spliced from 4 exons. Gene Ontology annotation, molecular function: copper ion transmembrane transporter activity.